Cantharellus anzutake is the source of this 2776-nucleotide messenger RNA. RefSeq lists its product as uncharacterized. The record is from RefSeq and is a predicted model, not a curated record. Gene Ontology annotation, biological process: ribosomal small subunit export from nucleus; mRNA export from nucleus; protein import into nucleus. Bases 96 to 2648 code for a protein of 850 amino acids. The transcript is spliced from 7 exons. Gene Ontology annotation, molecular function: structural constituent of nuclear pore; protein binding. NCBI's taxonomy places the organism in Eukaryota, Fungi, Basidiomycota, Agaricomycetes, Cantharellales, Hydnaceae. Gene Ontology annotation, cellular component: nuclear pore.
GUUGACACUCCCAUCACAUGUGACGGGAAAGUUAAUAUUCUGUCUGCUGCCACCUUCAACUCUCCCUUUCAAAUUGCUAGGACUAGGAGGGUGAUAUGCAAGGCCACGAUGUCCAAUCAGGAUGGGCUUCCCGGUUCCCAUUGCAUCCAAUCUUUAAGAUUAGUGAGGAAACUCGAAAUGACGGUCGUUUGGCGGUAGAGGACAUUCGCCCGACAAACCAGGCGUCACUUCCGCGUCGAACCAGCAGAAUGUGCUUCCGAGGCUCUGACAUUAUUCUAGCCGUUGGAAAGGAGCUGCGUAUCGCGCCACUGAUAGAUUACAGAGGAAGUUCUAGCAGUUCCACAGCAGAACGGCCGUACAAGACACUCCAUACUCCAAACAUUCAGUUUGAUAUUCAACAAAUUGCUCUUUGCCCUGGUGGAAAAAUGAUUGCGGUCGCUGGUGCCCACCAAAUCGCAGUCGUUGUGCUUCCGAGGCCAUCAUAUUACAAACUCGUUAAUAGUCGAGUGGAUGCCAAGUCAAUUCAAAUCGGACAGUUCCAUCAUGCUAUCUCAGGCUCAUCUCAAAUCGCCAAAGUGGAUUGGCACCCAUGGCACGAUGGGGGAUCUUCCCUGCUCGUCCUAACGGCUGAUGGGGUCUUGCGUGAAUACGACGUUUCGCGUGAUGCAGAAGAGCCUCAGCAAACCUUAUCUUUCGUUCCAGACCGUGUUGGGGGAAAGUUUUCUGUUGAGGAUCCCGCCUCUCUUGAGGCAGUAUCGUUCUGCAUCGGGAAAGGGAUGGCGGAUUGGAGUCCUUUGACCGUAUUUUCUCUGAUGAGAAAUGGCGACGUUUGGGCCGUGUCACCGUUCUUGCCUGCCACUGCCUCAGUUCCAUCGUCGUACAUCCCAGCUCUCGAAUGUUUUGUUGCGGCGAAACGUGAGCUAAUCGAAGCAAACACUUCAGCCUUCAUGUCCGCAUCCACUUCAUCGCUCGAUCCUGCCGCCUCCACCGCUGAAUCGCUGGCUAUUAUCAACGAUCAUCAAACUAAGUUUGUCAAUGCACUGAACAAACAAUUGGCGAUGACACGGUCCCGAAAUCAUCGAUCAUUGAGCUUUGAUGUGAUGGACCGCUCCGAGUCCCCUGGACCACCGAAGGCUCCAGCGCGUGUAACAAUACGAUUACCUGCUGCUCAGCGUCAUCCACCUGCUCGACAAGGCCCGUUCCUUUUGCAGCCUUCCCCUCCAGAACUGGAGGGUUCGCUUAAGUACGAUGAUGAGUUUGAAAAUGAAGCGACCGACAUUGCUUACAUUGGCCCUGGCCAGUCGUCCCUUGAUGGCUUAACAGCAGAUUUGAGUCUCGAGGAGAAGGAAGAUACUGAGUCGUCAGAAUCUUUAGGGGUCAUUGCAAUCACAUGGAGGGAUGGCAGGGUGGACUUAUGUCUUGAUGCGGAGAAGGUAGAAGCAAAGUGGGAAUUUGUCUCGGCUUUAUCGAAAAGGCAAUCACCUGGCCCCCAAGAUUUACCCACCUUGACUGUGUUCGAAUCUGUUGACCUUGGUAUUCUAAAGACGUUAGAAGUUGAUGACCCCGUGGCACCUACUUCAGCGUUAAAGUUGUCAAAAACACCACCCCAGACUAUCUCGCUGAUCCGUUCGAACCACCCAUUGCUCUACGCCGAUCCGCUGUAUCCUGGGAAAGGACGUUUAUUUGUUUCUCAUUCCUUCGGUGUGCAUCUUAUUGACACCAGUGGUUGGAUGAGCUCCAUCUCUAAAGCUAUCAAGGCGGACGACGAGCUGGAACAUCAAGAUGGACGUGAUGAUAGAUUGAUAGCGGCGGUAACUAAUGCGCCAGAGAGCGAAGUGUCACAUUUAUUGAGUUCUUUCUCUAUUGAGCAAAGGAGUACUACGCCCAUAGUAUCUGUAGGCGUUUUGGACAACAGUGCUGUAAAUUAUUCACUUAUAGCGCUCACUGCUCAAUACCAAGCUGUGCCCAUAGCGUUGACACUAAGGCCACUGGAGGAAGAAUCCCAGGGCGUGUUGCUCUCACCAGUUACCCCAUCGAAAUCCGACCCCAAAAUUCCCUUGUUUUCACCACCAUCUGUCGUGUCAGCUUACAUCUCACUAUUAACAAAACAACCCUUCGUUGUACCCACAUUCCGGUCUCGACGGGCUAUGGUAUCCAUCACUCCGCCACGCGGGCCUACGUCUCCGACUCAAAUCAUUACACCAGAAACCCUUCGCAUGCUAGGAAAACAUGUGGAGGGUUUCCGUUCCGAUAUGCGGGAUGUGACUUCCGCUGUGGGCGCACUACAGGAUCGUAUCGCUCUCCAAAAAAAGGAGAUGGAACGACAGCUCAGCAAGCUCGUCGAGUUGGUUGGAUUUAUUGGCACCUUGAAACCCGCGGCUGGGCCCUCAUCGCCUUUCGAUGCUUCGAGUACCAGUGAAGAUCGUGUGGAGAAAGUUGUUGCAACGCAGAGAAGUCUGUUGAUUCGACUGGAUAGGGUGUUACAACGCCUUAUGGAUUCAUACUCUCCUAAGCUGAGCGAAUUCGAAACAAAAUGGUUUGCUGAGUUAGGAAGAAUGGACCGAGAAAUCAACGGCGGGAAGGGGGUGGAUGAUGAUGUUGAAGGACGGUCGAUGAAGAGCAGAGCGACACUGGCACGUAAUUUUUGAAGCUUCGCGUGGCCUUCAUUUUCUCAAUGUUUUCUCGCUUGAAGUUAUCACAUCAGAUUUCUAUCCUCAAGCCACAGGUGGAAGAGUUGAACCGGAAAGAGGAGCGAAGGAAACGACUGGCGGCACAG